AUGCAGAGCGGCCCAUCAGCGUCUCUAGCCGAGGUCAAUGGUCAGCAGAAGCCCAACCGUCGCCGCCGCCUCCGCUGCUCGCUGCUGAUCCCACCGAUGGCCAUGACGAAGAGCGAGCCUUUCUACCUGAACAUUGUGGUUGUCGACAGCAGCGCCGCGGUCACCUCUCAAGUGCAGGGGAAGCUCGGGUCGGGGUUCUUCGGAAAGGCCGCCAGCACGAUGGCCAAGAAGGUCGUGACGGAGUCCAAGAUCGCGACCAAGGUGGCGGCGCAGCUCGUGGAGAAAAUCCCCGCUGUGCUCGCCGAGAAGGGCAUCACGCUGGAGUGCAAGGCGCGCUACCAGUUCGGCAGCUUCAUCGUGCUGCGCGCCCAGGUGACCGAGGUCACACCUGUACAGCUCGUGACCCUCGCCAAAGGCGACGCCUUCGGCCAGAAGUUUGGGCAGAUGCUCGAAAGUUUCGAGGCGCUCGAGCUGGCCGAGGCCCUCGACACCGUGCAGGCGAAGGUGAGGGACAAGGUGAACAUUGCGCUCAUCGAGAAAUUGACGGAGAUCCUGCCCGCGAAGUUGCAGGAGCAGGGUAUCCAGACCACCAUCUCCGCCAAGCCCACUCACGAGCAGGCGGAGUUUUUCUUCGAUUUCAUCGAGCGCAUGCAGGGAGGCGAGGCUGGCGGCGAUUCAUGAUUAUUAAUGCGGUGCGUUGUUCUGCACGGAUGCGUAAUCGAGUAGGCGACACGGAUGAUGAUGACAUUCUGCUUACUGGAAUCCCCGAACAUGCCCUCAGUCUAGUCCCUGGUAAUACUACAACAUCUGCUCGUAAAGUGUGCCAGAUAUCUGUGAUCCGCUGCGGUUCGAUCAGCGACAUCGGGUUGUACAAGCUUACCCUCAGCGCGGAAACCCGCGCUGCCGCGGGCCUGGCAGGCGCACCCGACGCUCGCGCCAGCAUCCCAGGCGCUGAAGCUCCUGGCGGGCCGAGCGCGCGAGGAGAAUGGAGGGUUCGGUAGGCUAGUGGAGGCUGCGUGCGGGGCGGGAAUUCCC
This is a messenger RNA of Prorocentrum cordatum, 1035 nucleotides long. NCBI's taxonomy places the organism in Eukaryota, Dinophyceae, Prorocentrales, Prorocentraceae. The record is from the annotation of a GenBank genome assembly.